Molecule: messenger RNA, 1334 nt
Organism: Theobroma cacao (cacao)
Lineage: Eukaryota; Viridiplantae; Streptophyta; Magnoliopsida; Malvales; Malvaceae
Gene: APX3
Product: ascorbate peroxidase 3
Biological process (GO): cellular response to oxidative stress; response to reactive oxygen species; hydrogen peroxide catabolic process
Cellular component (GO): chloroplast
Molecular function (GO): peroxidase activity; heme binding
Source: RefSeq, a predicted model, not a curated record
CAGACCAUAUCUAAUCCCGUUUCAUUGGCUUACCUUCUUUUUCGAAAUCCAAGAAAACAAACCAAAAGGAAAGGCUAGCAAAAUCAGUUGAUAGUUGAUACUCUGAAAAGAGAGAGAAAGAUUUCAAUGGCGUUUCCUGCAGUCAAUACAGAGUACCUUAAGGAGAUCGAGAAAGCUCGUCGCGACCUACGCGCUCUUAUCGCCUCCAAGAACUGCGCUCCUAUCAUGCUUCGCUUAGCGUGGCACGACGCGGGGACGUACGAUGUCAACACCAAGACCGGUGGACCAAAUGGCUCCAUAAGGAAUGAAGAAGAGUACACUCAUGGCUCCAAUAGCGGCUUGAAAAUCGCUAUUGAUUUUUGUGAGGAAGUGAAGGCUAAACAUCCUAAGAUCACGUAUGCAGACCUAUAUCAGCUUGCGGGUGUUGUUGCGGUUGAAGUCACUGGAGGUCCGACUAUUGACUUUGUACCGGGCAGAAAGGAUUCAAACAGUUGUCCCAGGGAAGGGCGACUUCCAGAUGCUAAAAAAGGUGCACCUCAUCUGAGGGAUAUCUUUUAUCGAAUGGGUCUAUCUGACAAGGAUAUUGUGGCAUUAUCUGGUGGUCACACUCUGGGAAGGGCUCAUCCAGAGAGAUCAGGUUUUGAUGGCCCUUGGACCAAUGAACCACUGAAGUUCGAUAACUCAUACUUUGUGGAGCUGCUAAAAGGGGAAUCAGAAGGGCUAUUGAAACUUCCAACAGACAAGGCUUUGUUGGAUGACCCUGAGUUCUGCCAUUAUGUAGAGCUCUAUGCAAAGGAUGAGGAUGCAUUCUUCAGAGAUUAUGUAGAAUCACAUAAGAAACUUUCAGAACUUGGGUUCACUCCUAGUUCCUCUCGCUCCAAGCUAAUUGUGAAGGACAGCACCGUAUUGGCACAGAGUGCUGUUGGGGUUGCAGUUGCUGCUGCCGUGGUGAUCCUCAGCUACUUUUAUGAAGUCCGCAAAAGAAUGAAGUGAAGCUAGAUUACUCGGGGUCUUUGUAGAACAAAACAUGGAUUCUCCCUUAUUAAUUAGCACAACUUGGUCCGCUCAUCUGGCUAGCUAUGUAGUAGUUGUUUCUCUGACAUGAUAUCCCCUCCUGCAGGCCGCAUUCAUUGCCAUCUAGACAUAUUGGUAAUUAGAAAAAGAUGAACACACCGAGGUCCUCCCAUCCGAAGUGAAUAACAAACACAUGGAUAAUGCUUCAGAGCAACUUAAAUCUAUGACAUUUUCUGAUACAAAAAUCCUUUCUCUUGUACUUUGGCAUAAUGAAGUUGGAGAUUGCUCUAUUAGUACAUGUUUUAGUUUUUAAUGCUGUA